CUUCCAGCCAUCCUAGUCCCAGUCCUCAAAUUAUCGUUCAACUGAUGUAUUUCUGAAUUCUAUCAUUUCGACCACACAGUUAAGGUACGGUAGGUAUGCUCGCAGCAAACUGCAGUAUCCUCCAGUGUCGUUCCUUCUCAACUUAUACAACACGUGAUGCAACCACACAGGCGAUCAUGAACACUUUCAACUUCUCAUCCAAGGCAUAUUUUAAGAUUUUAAGAUUCAGGUUUGAAUUGCGGUGGCACUGUCACUCCUUCAGGGCCUAUACGCGGAUAUGGAAGGGGAAGAUCAAAGCCCGACGACAGCGCACCCGCUGGAAUUGAUCUUCAGUUGCUCAAUCUGCAACAAAACCCUCACGGAAGUGUACGAGGCGAUUGAUGCGCAACGGGAUGGAUCGGUGAAUCCAGCCUACGAUAUUGCAACGAAGUUAUGGUUUACGGAAUGCGCGCAUAUCACAUGUAGCGAGCAUCUUGAGGGCGGAGGUGCGCCUUUUCAUCGUGAUGGUGAAGCUCCUGUCGCUCCUUGCCCUUUCUGCUCAGCCCAUCGCAACGACAGUACGGGAAAGAAGUUGUUCGGGGUGAAAGGGGCACGAGACGGCCAGUACGACAAGCGGAUCCCGAAAGUCUUCUUCCAGUUACCUCCUGUCAAACUCCCUAAUGACGAUACUGAGAUGCACGCAUUGAAUUUCCACUAUGGAGCACUCAUUCGGUUCGGAUCAUCCGCUCUUACGAGUCUCAAGGACCUGCAGUCGAGCUUAGUCUCUGCGAAGAGUAAUUAUGCGGCUCUUGAAAUCGCCCACUUAAAACUUAGAACGGAACACGGAAAGUUGAAGUCCAGAAUGGCCUACCUGGACCAACGCGAGAAGGAGAUCCGAUCUUGGAAGGAGAAAGAAACGACGAUUAAGAACUACCUCACGCAGUUCCCAGACAUCGUCGAACAAAAUGGAAUGUUGAAGGCCCAGCUUCUCCGCCUUGGCGUGAUGCCAGCAGAAUUGACCAGCAACAGCAAUGAAAAUUGUCUUCGAGGCCAAUUCCCGCAUACAAAAUAUAGGCAAGAGGAGAACUUAUCGACCGCCAUAAAGCAAGGAUCUGCCGAAGAAACUGGAAUGUCUACGCUCACGGAUCCAGCAACGAGCUCCAGUGCAACAUUACCAGCGACCAAUCCAGUUCAUCUACUCAAGCGACCUGUCAGUCGAUUUGCUCAUCCUAUUACACACCAAUCUCAUAAGAAGAGACGACUAGAGGAUGAGGAACUCGAUGAGACCAUGAGGCACCCUCUAUCAAGAAACUCGAGAACAUUCAGUCGAGAUAUGAUGCCUCCACCUCCUGUUCCGCCUCAACAUCAACCACCCAACGAGAUCAGAGCAUCACAUCCGAAAUCCGGGUACCAGGGCCACGAGGAAAACGCUCUCGGGGAAACCUACCCGCCUCAAACAGCUCGUCCUCGACCGGGCACGAUGACCCUAGCCGAGCAUCUAUCACAGUCUAGCAGGCCAAACAGUCGCCUCAGUUCAUUCGCUUAUGCCACGAAAGAACAAGCUAUUGUUUCCCCGGGGGCAUUUUCCGGGAGCGCUACGCUACACCUACCUCAUAGUCGUCAUUCCAGUCGCCCAUCGCCUGCAGACUCGGGCUAUUCCAGCGGUCGACAUGUUCGAGAAUCGGUAAGUGACGGGCUACGAGAUGUGCUGUCUCCAAGCACUCGUAUCUCCGUUUCAUCUAGGGGUGUCAGGAGUUUCAAUCAUCACUAUCAAGAUUCAAGACCGCUUGCAAACUCCGGCAUCGUGACCCCACGGUUGCAAUCGAGCCAGAUACAACGCUAUAGUAAAGUUCCACAGACACCAUCACGACUGCGUCCUCACGGUUUAGUAUCAAUAUCUGGGACACCGAGAUACCCUCAAAGCAGGGAAUUCUUCAACCAACCCAGGCCAGCUCCAAGAUUUCAGCCACCACUUGUGAGACCAAGUCGGCCAAGCUCCAUGCAACUGCCUCCACAUAUACCCAGCCAGCUCGUCUCAUCCGCGAAUGCCUUAUCCUUCAUCUCAGAACCCGUACUAGACAACCACGUCGAUCAAGUCCCCGACCACUUCUCCUUCCAAAGCACACCACGAUCUUACCUGGGCAGCCUCAACAUUCAAGAAACACGUCAAAUCCCUUCACGAUCAGUGGUCACUCGUGGCAACACCCUUCCAUUUACUCGGGCUGCCCCGCUUCCUUCGACGAUGCCGCAGGCGACGAUGACGCCGUUCAAGUCGGCCGGACGCAUGUCCUCGAUCUCGUCGGCGUCCAAUUCACGACGCUACAGCACCUCCGCGAGAGCGGGGGGCGAGUUUCACUUCGCUCGCCGGAUGCCAGCGGAUGGAUCGUUUGGGGUGAGUUCGGGUCGGCGACUCUACUGAGUGGGGACAAGGUUUUGGCAGUCGACAUGCUGUGUCGGGGGAUUAUGGUGGGUGGUGGUGGAAUAUUAGCUACACGUUGAGGGUACGUGGUACGAGUCGAAAAGGAGUUGCCUUCGUUGAUGGAGGCGUACAUGUAAUGUGCUUUAUAGUUGUGGAUUACACAGUUGAUAAUACCCGAUCUAUGCUCGGAAUAUGAAGUGGCGU
Molecule: messenger RNA, 2602 nt
Organism: Eremomyces bilateralis CBS 781.70
Lineage: Eukaryota; Fungi; Ascomycota; Dothideomycetes; Eremomycetales; Eremomycetaceae
Exons: 6
Coding region: 278-2398 (706 amino acids)
Source: RefSeq, a predicted model, not a curated record